AUAUUGCCGCGCGUUCGUUUUUUAUUACAAGAUGUGUUGGAUCUAAGAAGAAAUGCUUGGCGUUCGAGGAUUCAAUGCAACGUACCCGAAAUCUCCGUCACCGAUUUGAGUAAAGAAGAAUCCGAUGACAAAGCGAGUGAUUAUGCAUCCGAUGGCAAAGCGAUCAGUGCUGAUUAUGAAUCCGAUGACGAAGCGAGUGAUGAUGAAUCCGAUAACGAAACGAAUGAUGAUAAAUCCGAUGUCACAGCGAGUGAUAAAUCUGCUGACACAGCUUCGAUUAAAUCAGUAUCGCCUAAAACUGUCAAUUCUGUCGUUGAAGAAAAUGUAGAACAGCCCAUCGUGGCCAAUGAAGCGAGCGUUGAGCCGCCGAGCAACGAUUCUGUUCAAAAUAUACAUGCAGCAUCUGACGGAAUCACAAUUUCAAGCCGACGAACCCUUGAUGAAUCCGAUGUCACAGCUUCAAUCAAAUCGGGAUCGCCUAAAACUGUCAAUUCUGUCGUUGAAGAAAUUGUAGAUCAGCCCAUCGUAGCCAAUAAAGCGAGCGUUGAGCCGCCGAGCAACGAUUCUGCUCAAAGUAUACAUGCAGUAUCCGACGGAAUCACACUUUCAAGCCGACGAACCUCUAAUGAAUCCGAUGACACAGCGAGUGAUGAUGAAUUCGAUGACAUAGCGAGUGAUGAUUAUGAAUCCGAUGACAACGCGAGUGAUGUUGAAUCCGAUGACAAUAAAGCGAGUGAUGAUGAAUCCGAUGACACAGCUUCAAUUAAAUCUGUAUCCCCUAAAACUGUCAAUUCCGUCGUUGAAGAAAUUGUAGAUCAGCCCAUCGUCGCCGACAAAGCAAGCGUUGACCCGAACAACGAUUCUGCUCAAAAUAUACAUGCAGCAUCCGGCGGUAUCACAAUUCCAAACCGACAAACCUCAUCACAAGAUGCUUCGCAAACUGCCACUUCAUCGUUGUCUUCGGCCUUCUCAGCAACUGCACAUCAGUUGAAUUCGGUUAUCAUAAGUAUAUUUCAAAAAUACGAGGGCGAUGAUAAUUUGACGGCUUGUAUCGAGUCUUUUGAAAGACAAAUUAAUCUCCAACAAAGAUCAGACGCUGUGCAUGAAAUAAUGGAGUAUGCUACAAGUCGUACACAACAAUCGGCCUUGAAAUGCGGACGCUUACUAGUUAAACUAAUCAAACGUGGAAGUAUUACAAAAGAGUGUGUUAUUGAAUUGAUGAAAUUCUUCCAUGAUCGCGAGCAUUUCUCUGCGGAUCGCGUUAAUUUUUGGACUUCUUUGCUUUUAAUUUUAAUUCCACUAUUUCAACAUGUCUGUUUGCGAAUUAAUGAUCUGGAGACCGAAUUACCAAAAAAUAAGGUUUUCUUACAACACAUUCAACUUUCUAACGGGUGUCUCGUUUUAGUUUUGGAUAAUGUAUUGAUGGAUCAUUUAUACAAGCGUUUGGAAGAAGACAAUACCGAUGAAAUUAUCAAAUUGAUUGAUGCGAGGAAUAAUUUAGAGAACGGCCGAAAUUCCGCUACGCUUGUAUCGAAAUUGAUGACUAUGAUUUGUCAAAUCGUCUACGACUUCUGGAAGGUGUUGCAAAAAGAGGAAGAUACGAAAGUCGAUGCGGACAUAGGUAUCGCAAUUCAUAAAACUGUGAUAAAGUAUGAUAAAUUGUUAAAAAAUUACAUUAAGAACAAAAACGAUUUAGAAAUGCAAUGCUUAUUGGCUGUGCACGAAUUCGUGGAUAAGGCGAGUUAUCCUUCAGGUUUGCUUCCCGGAAUAUUCGAAUCAUUGUAUAAUUUGAAUCUAGUAUCGUACGAUUCGUUCGAACAAUGGAAAAACAGCGAUGCGGCGCCUAGAUUCGGAGUUGCGUUGAGUUUGUUAAGUCAAUUUUUCGAAAGCAUAGAAGAAACAAACGUUCAGAUAUCUGCAGCACCGAAGAUUAAAUACACCGUUGAGUUUUUAACUACGUUCCGUGAUUUGCCCGAGUGCAAUAAACCUGUACAGAUUAUUACAAAGGAGAUCGCCGCCAAAGUGAUACGAACACAAUCAAAUAACGAAAAAAAGAAUGAACCGAAAGUAGGUGGGUUUGAUAGAGCAACUUAUUUAAAAGUAAUCUCCAAUUCUAAUUCAUUCACGACGCGGACGUCCUCCGAACGUACGAAUAAGACAUCCCAAAGGACCGUCACCAGCCCAUUUAUCCAGAGUUAUUCUGAUUGGGAUGAACACCUCAACUACUGAAAUUUUUUUAUUAUGAUACUGCUCACAGACAUUUUCUUUCAAUUUUUUCGAUAAUGCGGUUUCCUGUACCUACUUUAGUUUUUUUUUUUUACCUAGGUUAUCAUUAAUUUUUUGAUUAAAAAUUUGUUAUUUGUGAA
Molecule: messenger RNA, 2366 nt
Organism: Planococcus citri (citrus mealybug)
Lineage: Eukaryota; Metazoa; Arthropoda; Insecta; Hemiptera; Pseudococcidae
Exons: 13
Coding region: 1111-2229 (372 amino acids)
Molecular function (GO): protein binding
Source: RefSeq, a predicted model, not a curated record